CGACCAUGAGCGGCCGCCCGGGGAACCUCAGCGCGCCCGCCGGGAGCGCCGGAGCCGUCGUCGUGGCCGAGUCCGUCGCCAUCAUAGUCAUCGCCGUCUCGGUCUGCCUGGGCAACCUGGUCAUCGCGGUCACCCUCUACCGCAAGUCCUACCUCCUGACGCUCAGCAACAAGUUCGUCUUCAGCCUGACCCUGUCCAACUUCCUGCUGUCCGUGUUGGUGCUGCCCUUUGUCGCCACCAGCUCCAUCCGACGCCAAUGGAUCUUCGGGGUCGUCUGGUGCAACUUCUCCGCCCUCCUCUACCUCCUCAUCAGCGCGGCCAGCAUGCUGACCCUGGGCAUCAUCGCCAUAGACCGGUACUACGCCGUGCUGUACCCCAUGGUGUACCCCAUGAAGAUCACCGGGAACCGGGCGGUGCUGGCCCUGGCCUACAUCUGGCUGCACGCCCUGAUCGGGUGCCUGCCGCCGCUCUUCGGCUGGUCGGCCCUGGAGUUUGACGAGUUCAAGUGGAUGUGCGUGGCCGCCUGGCACCGGGCGGCGGGCUACACGGCCUUCUGGCUGGUCUGGUGCGCCCUGCCGCCCUUCCUGGUCAUGCUGGUCUGCUACGGCUUCAUCUUCCGGGUGGCCCGGGUCAAGGCCCGCAAGGUGCACUGCGGCACGGUGGUCCUAGCCGAGGGGGCCGGCCGGCGGGACGGCCGCAAGACCUCCAGCGCCUCCACCUCGUCGGCGGGCAGCCGGAGGCCCGGCCCGCCCGGCGCCGUCUUCUCCUCGGCCAGCCAGUGCAAGGCCCUGGUCACCGUGCUGGUGGUGGUCGGGGCCUUCGCGCUCACCUGGGGGCCCUACGCGGUGCUCAUCGCCUCCGAGGCGCUCCGCGGCCCCAACAGCGCGGCCCCGGCCCUGGAGACCCUGGCCACCUGGCUGUCCUUCACCAGCGCCGUCUGCCACCCGCUCAUCUACGGGCUCUGGAAUAAGACCGUGCGCAAGGAGCUGCUGGGCAUGUGCUUCGGGGACCGCUAUUACCGGGAGCCCUUCGUGCGGUGCCAGAGGAAUUCCCGCCUCUUCAGCAUCUCCAACCGGAUCACAGACCUGGGCCUUUCGCCCCACCUGACGGCCCUAGUGGCGGGCGGGCAGCCCCUGGGCCAGAGCAGCAGCAGCACCGGGGACACUGGCUUCAGCUACUCUCAGGACUCAGGAACGGACGUGAUGCUGCUGGAAGAUUAUCAUUCCGACGAGGCCUCUCAUCCGCCCGCUGUUUAUCCUCCGCGGAGGAAGAGCUCCGUGACAUUUGAGGAUGAAGUGGAACAGAUUAAAGAAGCCGCCAGGAACUCGGUUGUGCACGUGCGUGCAGAAGUACACAAGUCCUUGGACAGCUACGCGGCCAGCCUGGCCAGAGCCAUCGAAGCCGACGCCAAGAUCAGCCUGUUCGGAGGCGAGGCCCUACUGGGGGUCCUGGGCCCCGGGCGGACGGCCACGGGGGGUGGGCUCGGGGGCCGGCGGGGCAGCAGGACCCUCGCGGGCCAGAGACUGCAGCUGCAGAGCAUCGACGAAGGCAGCGCCUAACCCCGGGGCCGAAGAGGAGGGGGCCCGGGCCGGCCGACGGGACGGGACCCUCGCUCGGAGAGAGGUGCCGAGGAGGAGACGGGUGGGCAUCGCUCUGGGUGGGCGCCAGGGUCCUGGGCAGCCACAGCGGGUGGCCGUUUCCGUGCCACUUUUUUUGGAUCUUCCUUGCCCAGGCGGAGCCGCGUAUCUUCCCGCUGCCCGUCAGCGUGACCUCUACUUCUAAGGGGAUGCCAGAGCCGGUGUGGGGAGAGAACAGGGGGCCUUGCGUGGUCCCUGGGGCCGGGAGACUGCCAUAGAAUCCAUUAACCCAUUUGCCCCAGUCUCCCUCUGGCAGGUCUAGAGGCUAAUGUCCUGUAGGAUGCAUCCGUAGAGAAGGAAUUCCUCACACUGCACCCUCCUUGUCACCCGCCUUCUGCAGCAGCAAGGGGGAGGGCCGUGGGCAAUCCGGAGCCAGGUGUCCUCAGGCGCGGGGCCGAAGGGGUCAUCUCUUCGGGUCUGGCGGACGAGCCACCCCUCAGGGGUCCCGGAGACAUUCCCGCCGGGUGAAGGGCCGGCUGCCAGGUCGGGAGAGUCCCGGUUUUCUCCGAGGGGCAUGGGGAGGGCCGGCAGUCGGGCCGGGCCGAAGACCUAGCCGGUCAGCUGGUCCACUGGUACAGAGGGGCCCCUAAGGAAGCUGGGGGAUGGUGGGAGGAGAAAGAAGGGUCUGUCCUUCCUUCCUGAGAACUUGAAUUUCCCACCAGAAAGGUCGGUCCUCCGCAUUAAAGGGGGCAUGUGCCCACACAGUCACGGGGCGGCACCACCGUCGUCAGGGGAAGAAAGGGAGGAUUCGCUCUGUGGACAACCCUGGGGGAGGAAACGAUGGGCAGGAAAUUUGUGGGGAGACUGGAGCAGCCUUCUGACCCCCAGUAACCCCCUGGGGGUGCCCCAUUGAACCAAAGUCAGGAAAGGAAGUUGACAGGGGGGAGGUUGCCUAGUCACGGAGCGUGGACCAGGCAGACAAAACCCCAAGUUCUGUGGGCUCCUCUGGAUCUCCUCCCCUAAAUCUCCUUCCUUGCUGAGCCUCAGAAUUCCUUGGUAGUCAGGGUGGGAAUCCCCCCACAGCCUCUCAGCUGGACCUUUUCGCAGCAUCCUUCUCUCUCCAGGAUCUCCAAGCUGCCCUGCAGAGAGUGAGUGAAACAACUCCAAUUCACCCUCCUUGCCCUUCCCCUGUGGGGCCCGUUUCUGGGCCUGUGGGCCUGUUCUUAUCUGCAAGGCAGCCCUAAACUCAGAAUCACCAUUGAGCCAAGUUAUCUAAUUCGGAGAGUUCGAGAACUGACGGCUUACCUGUCUGAUUGACCCAGCCAGUGUGGGAGACAGAGUGAGGAUGGGGAGGUGGUUGGCGACUUCUUGGUUGGGAUGGCAGUUCCGUCCUCUCAGCUGGUGCUGUUGGUGUCCCCGGGCUCCUGAGGAGAAUUGUGGCUUCAUCUCAAACCCUCUCCGCCCCAAAGCUCACCCAGAUUGGGGCUCUGCCCCUUGGCCCAUUGUAGCAGAAAGUCACCAAUGGUAGCCCUGGGGCUAGAGGAUUUGCUUACCAGGGAGAGGAGGAGAAGGUUUGGCCAUUGAAGACGGACGGGAGAGGGGGAAUUGGCAGUGCCAGAGAAACGUUCUUCCGAUUGGGCCGAAGCGCGGCGGAUCCUUCCCACCCUGGCGGCCACCAACUGGUCUGAAGGAGACGAUUCCAUCGCACGGAGGCUGGAGAGGAGGUUGGGCUCGGCAUAUAGGAGGGAGACCCGGCCUUCCCAACACGGACAGGCCUGGAGAAACCGAGUCACGACACCGCCUGGGUCUGCGAGGGCUUUAGCAAUCUCUAAGGAGGCAAGGGGGCCGAGGAGGGUGGGGAUGGAGGAGAUUCAGGCAAUCGGAUCCAGGAAGUAGUACGAGGGGCUUCAGGGCUCCUCUAAGUCAAGGCCGGUGGUGGUUGCUGGAGUGGCGGGUGGUUUCCUUCAGGACUAAGCCCAUCCGGGGCACGUAAAACACGGUCUCUGCUGGUGCUAUUUUCACUUUUUUCUAGCCCCACGCAUCCUUGCUGGAUGGUGCUGCAGGUCAUUUCCGUUACAUUUUAUCCCCCAGCAAGCGAAAAGCUUCGAGUCACCCCAGAAGCCAUGGGAUGGGGGAGUUUACUCCAAGUGGCCUCGGGCACCGGGUGACAGACUUCACAGUGGCCUAGUGGGUGCCAAGCGGAGCGGCUUGCGGGGGCAAAAUCGGCCUCCCGGGCCCGUGUUCGAUCUGGGCCUCGUCCACUGUCUUCUCCAAAGGAAGCGAGGACGAGAUUUGGGUUUAUGUCAGUAUUUAUAAGGCCAGAAGACUGUACCUACAGCAGUUUGAUUUACCCGAUUAAA
Molecule: messenger RNA, 3937 nt
Organism: Tachyglossus aculeatus (Australian echidna)
Lineage: Eukaryota; Metazoa; Chordata; Mammalia; Monotremata; Tachyglossidae
Gene: GPR161
Product: G protein-coupled receptor 161
Exons: 5
Coding region: 6-1559 (517 amino acids)
Biological process (GO): G protein-coupled receptor signaling pathway
Cellular component (GO): membrane; recycling endosome
Molecular function (GO): G protein-coupled receptor activity
Source: RefSeq, a predicted model, not a curated record